AUGAAUCUGAGUAACGGUAUGGGAUCGAUGUCAACGGCUAGUUCAAGUGGCGCUUGGAAAUCGGCUGAUGUGGUCUCUGACCAGUUUCCUGCGGGUUUAAGAGUCCUGGUGGUUGACGAUGAUCCCACUUGCCUUAUGAUUUUGGAGAAGAUGCUUAGAACAUGUCUCUAUGAAGUUACGAAAUGCAAUCGAGCGGAGAUCGCACUUAAUCUGCUUCGAGAGAACAAAAAUGGAUAUGAUAUAGUUAUUAGUGAUGUACACAUGCCAGACAUGGAUGGAUUCAAACUCCUGGAGCGCGUUGGACUUGAGAUGGACCUGCCUGUUAUCAUGAUGUCUGCUGAUGAUGGAAAAAGUGUUGUUAUGAAGGGGGUCACUCAUGGUGCUUGUGACUACCUAAUCAAACCGGUUCGUAUAGAGGCACUGAAGAACAUAUGGCAGCAUGUAGUUCGUAAGAAAAAGAAUGAGUGGAAGGAAGUGGAGCAAUCAGGAAGUGUGGAAGAAGGAGAUCGGCAGCCAAAACCAUCUGAAGAUGCAGAUUACUCGUCCUCAGCAAAUGAAGGGACUUGGAAGAACUCAAAGAGGAGGAAGGAUGAGGAAGAAGAGGCCGACGAGAGGGAUGAUUCAUCCACAUUAAAGAAGCCACGGGUUGUUUGGUCAGUUGAACUCCAUCAACAGUUUGUGGGUGCUGUUAAUCAACUAGGCAUCGAUAAGGCUGUUCCUAAGAAAAUUCUGGAGUUGAUGAAUGUUCCUGGGCUCACUAGAGAAAAUGUUGCUAGCCAUCUUCAGAAAUAUAGGUUGUACCUUAGAAGGUUGAGUGGAGUGUCACAGCACCCGAGUAAUUUGAAUAACUCUUUCCUGAGUCCCCAAGAAGCAUCUUUUGGAGCUAUGUCGUCACUCAAUGGGCUUGAUCUUCAGACGCUAGCCGUCACAGGUCAACUUCCUGCUCAAAGUCUUGCCACACUCCAAGCCGGACUUGGUAGGUCAACAGCAAAAUCUGGCAUGCCUAUGCCCCUUGUUGAUCAAAGGAACUUAUUCAGCUUUGAAAAUCCAAAGUUGAGGUUUGCAGAGGGGCAACAACGUCUGAGCAGUAGCAAGCCAAUGAACUUACUUCAUGGAAUUCCAACAAAUAUGGAGGCCAAGCAGCUUGCCAACUUGCACCAGUCUGCACAAUCUCUUGGGGGUGUGAAUAUGCAAGUCAAUGCCCAUGGAGUCCAGAACAGCGCUCUACUUAUGCAGAUGUCUCAACCACAGUCAAGAGGGCAGAUCCUGAAUGAAACUUCUGGAAAUCAUGUUCCUAGGCUUUCAUCAUCAAUGGGGCAGCCUAUCCUAUCAAAUGGAAUUCCUAGUGGAGUUUUAGGAAGAAAUGGGAUUGCUGAUAAUGGCAGAGGGGCAGGAUAUAAUCCAGUCCAGCAGAACUCCUCAAUGUUGAACUUUCCCCUGAACAACAGUUCAGAACUGCCAGGAAACAAUUUUACUCUUGGAAGUACACCAGGAAUGUCCAGCCUUACGUCUAAAGGAGCAUUUCCAGAAGACGUGAACUGUGAAAUAAAAAGAUCUUCCGGAUUUGCGCCAAGUUAUGAUAUUUUUAAUGAGUUACAUCAGCACAAAUCUAAUGACUGGGACUUACAGAAUGUAGGCUUGACCUUUGAUGCCUCUCAACAUACAAACACCAUGCAUGGUAGCCUUGACUCCUCAGUUUUAGUUCAUCAGGGAUUUUCUUCUAGCCAAAGGAGCGCACAGAGCAGGAAUCCAUCUACUGUUGGAAAGGCUAUGUUCUCAAUUGGAGAAGGCACUCAUCAUGUGAAUGUUCAAAAUAAUGGUCAACACCUUAACAGUCUUAUUGUUGACAAUACAGUUAGGGUUAAAGCUGAAAGGGUUCCUGAUGCAAGUUCUCAAACUAGCUACUUUCAUGAACAAUUUGGUCAGGAGGAUCUAAUGAGUGCACUUCUCAAACAGCAGCAAGAGGGAAUUGGAGCCACCGAAAAUGAGUUUGACUUUGACGGGUAUUCCUUGGAUAAUAUUCCUGUGUAG
Messenger RNA from Prunus armeniaca (apricot), 2031 nucleotides. NCBI's taxonomy places the organism in Eukaryota, Viridiplantae, Streptophyta, Magnoliopsida, Rosales, Rosaceae. The record is from the annotation of a GenBank genome assembly.